AUGAUAACCACUGCAUUGCAGUCCUGUUGUGAUGUAAUACUCAUUGUAGCCAAAACUCUCCUUCAAUGUGUUGAGGUUAAGCCAGGGGAUUGCGUUAAAAUAGAUGAGUUGGAAGUAGCUAAUGUCUACAUCCACAUCUCUCAGGUUGCGCUGGGAGAGGCCUCAAAGAAUGAGAAAUCUAAGGAACCUGUGGUUGUCUACCUCAAAGUUGGAGUGCAGAAGCUUGUUUUGGGAACUUUGAACAGGGAGGAAAUCCCCCAAAUACCCUUGGAUUUGGUUCUCGACCAAGAGGCUAAGCUUUCCCACACUUGCCAGAGUGCCAGUGUCUAUUUCUGUGGAUAUAGGGCUAAUCGAUAUCCUUUACACCACUAGUAUAUGUUAAUUUAU
Messenger RNA from Arachis ipaensis, 387 nucleotides. The record is from RefSeq and is a predicted model, not a curated record. Lineage: Eukaryota; Viridiplantae; Streptophyta; Magnoliopsida; Fabales; Fabaceae.